Messenger RNA from Halichondria panicea, 1717 nucleotides. Its product is annotated as soluble scavenger receptor cysteine-rich domain-containing protein SSC5D-like. The coding region runs from base 66 to 1427 and encodes 453 amino acids. Gene Ontology annotation, cellular component: membrane. Lineage: Eukaryota; Metazoa; Porifera; Demospongiae; Suberitida; Halichondriidae. The transcript has 6 exons. The record is from RefSeq and is a predicted model, not a curated record.
UAUGUUGUAGGACAGACUUUCACUUAAAUUUUCACUUAAAUUUUGCAAGAAUCGUUAUAUCAAUAAUGAAUUGUCUACUGUGGACCUCAGUUACUGUCCUGAGCCUGGUUUGGGCUAUUGGAGGGCAAUCAAGUGAUGGAGAUGUGAGGCUGAUAGAUUCAUCUGGUUUAACAGGAGGUUCAUCUGGAAGACUGGAGAUCUACUAUGAUAACCAGUGGGGGACAGUGUGUGAUGACAAUUUCACUUCAAAUGAUGCAAGAGUGGCUUGUCGUCAGCUGGGAUACGCAGACUAUACUAACUAUGGCCGAGUAGGAACAUUAGGUUUCUCCGAACCUUUAUCAAGCACUCCGAUAUGGCUGGACGAGCUUGGUUGCUUAGGAACUGAGAGCAGACUCAUUAAUUGUCCUGCUAACACUAUCGGAGAUGAUGAUUGCUACCAUUCAGAAGAUAUUGCCUUGGUCUGUACUGCAAAUGGAUACCUGAGGCUGGUAGGCAACUCAGGCCAAACAGGAGGUUCCUCUGGCAGACUGGAGUUCUAUUACAAUGGAACAUGGGGGACAGUGUGUGAUGACAACUUUGGAUCAAAUGAUGCCAGUGUGGCUUGUCGUCAACUAGGGUUCUCAACCUACACUCAAUACGGAAAUGUUGGAAUGCUAAGUUCCGAUGACAUCUCAUCAAGCUCUCCAAUAUGGCUGGACGAACUUAGUUGCUUAGGAACUGAAAGCAGACUCAUUGAUUGUCCUGAUGCUAACAUUAUGAGAGUUGGACAUUGCUCCCAUUCAGAAGAUGUGACUUUGGUAUGCAGCUCAAGUGGUAGUACCUCCACUUCCACUUCUACUUCCUCCAGUCCAUCUUUAUCCUCUGACAUCGUGUCAGUCGGUGCUGGGGUGGCCACUUCCAUCAUCAUCGUCGCUAUCAUCAUUUUUUUCCUUAUGUUGUGUGGUUUCAUAUACAGUAGAAAACGUCGUGUGGGUCGCCCAGCAACUAGGAUUAGGACUUCUAGAUCUGUCGCUAGUGCCACCCCAACAAUUGUAAUCAUUGCAAAAUCUUCUAAAGUGGCAAAAGAGCAAGAUACUGCCUAUCCCACGCAAUCAAGGAACAAACAUCCUUCAUACUCUAAUCAGACUCCCAAGCGGAAGGUGUCUGGGUCUCAACCAGUUACCGUUAACCCGACUGGACAAUAUGCCGACCCCUCUGGCUCAUAUCCCACGGCCUAUUUUCAGCAACCCUCAGCCCCUUAUUAUACUGAAGAACUACAGUACCCCGCUGGACCACCUCCUGCUCAGUACCCCACUGGACAACCACCCCCUGCUCAAUACCCCACUGGACAACCACCUCCUGCUCAGUACCCCACUGGACAACCUCAGUAUUUUGAUGGUGGUGGAGUACCUCCAGCAUAUUAUCCAGGCUAUGGAGCCAAGUACUAAUUAACUGAUCAGUGUUGAAGUUCAUUCGUGUUUAUAUAUUAUAGUGAAAGACUGAUAGAAACGAUUAUCUUGUGUAGCUGCUACGAUAAUUAUCUUUGAAGCACAGAUCUGAUAUAAAAUAUUUCGAAAAACUGCUUAUUAAAAAUUGAUAAUUAAAGCACUCACAAUAAAAAAAAAAACACUGUACAUGCAUGUACACACUGGACCACCCCCUGCUCAGUACCCCACUGGACCACCCCCUGCUCAGUAUCCCACUGGACAACCACCUCCUGCUCAGUACCCCACUGGAC